AUGAGUGAUGACCCUGUAAUCGAAUUCACUGGUUUCAUCAAAGCCUGUCGUCUAUUCCGUGAGAAUCGUCUACCCGAAGCAGAAGUUGUCUGUACGAAUCUUCUCCGCAAAAAUCCAUUGGAUCAGGCAACAUGGGCUCUGAAAUUACAAUGUUUAUCCGAUUCAACAUAUGUAGAUGAACUGGAAAAUGAAGAUAUGGGAUUGGCUGAAACCUUUUUAGAUCAGAAUGUGAUUGCUCCAAGUGCAAGACCAGGAACAAGUUUUCAGAGACCAAAAACAACUGCAAAAGGAAUCAAUCCCAUUUUAAGACCUUCAACCAACGCUGGCCGUCCUCUAUCUGGGGUGGUUCGUCCACAAAGUGCUUUUAAAUCAGGAUCAAUGGAUCAAGCAAUUAGAACUGCAAGAACUGCAAAAACUGCUAGAGCAGUAAGCAGUACUUCUGCAAGAAAUAUGAGACUUGGAACAGCAUCGAUGGCAGCUGGAGCAGACGGAGAGUUUGUCAAUUUGGCACGACUUAAACUUCCAAAGUAUGCAGCCGAUCCGCAAGUGAACCGACAGCUCUUUGAAUACGUUUUCUAUUUUGUAAACGACAUAAAAGUCGCCCAUGAAAUCGCUGGAAUCGCUUCAAAAGCAGCAGAGUUUGAGGACUAUUAUUGGAAGAAUCAACUAGCGAAAUGCUACUUAAGACUCGGAAUGCUUCAAGACGCCACAAAGCAGUUGCAAUCCUCCUUGCAACAACGGAAGUUGAUUGAAACGUUUGCACUCUUGGCAAAAACGUACAAUCGUGUAGAUCAACCAAUGGCAGCUUUGAGAACCUAUGCAGAAGGACUCGACGCUUUUUCAGAAGACGUCACAAUGCUUACAGGAAUGGCGCGUGUUCAGGAGGCACUGGGGGAGUAUGAAUUAUCUAUAAACUUUUAUAAAAGAGUUCUCGAUGCUCAAUCGAACAAUAUUGAAGCAAUUGCAUGUGUUGCAACUACGUACUAUUAUGGAGGAAAACCAGAAAUUGCAUUGAGAUACUACAGAAGAAUUCUUCAAAUGGGUGUAUCGUCACCUGAGUUAUUCAUGAAUAUCGGAUUGUGUUGUCUUGCAGCACAGCAAUUUGAUUUCGCAUUGUCUUCUAUUAUAAGAGCACAGGCCACUAUGACUGAAGACGUUGCAGCGGACGUUUGGUAUAAUAUCGGACAAGUCAUGGUCGAUGUUGGAGAUUUGCCCUCAGCAGCCAGAGCUUAUCGUCUUGCUCUUACCCACGAUCCAGACCACAGUGAAUCGCUCGUGAAUUUGGGAAUUUUGAGACAUCGGGAGGGUAGAACUGAUGAAGCUCGUUCUUUGUUCGUUUCAGCAAUAUCCAAAAAUCCUCUGAUGUUCGAAGGAAACUAUAACUUGGCUCUUGUCUGUGCUGCUCAAGGAAAAUACCACGAAUGUCGUAGAUUGAUCGAAAGAGCACUCGAAGCAUUCCCGGAUCACGACCACUGUAAAAGGAUGCUGAAUUCUUUGAAGCCACUCUACGAAGCAAUAUAA
This is a messenger RNA of Caenorhabditis remanei, 1521 nucleotides long. RefSeq lists its product as uncharacterized. Gene Ontology annotation, biological process: non-motile cilium assembly. Gene Ontology annotation, molecular function: protein binding. The transcript has 9 exons. The coding region runs from base 1 to 1521 and encodes 506 amino acids. Gene Ontology annotation, cellular component: ciliary basal body; non-motile cilium; BBSome. Lineage: Eukaryota; Metazoa; Nematoda; Chromadorea; Rhabditida; Rhabditidae. The record is from RefSeq and is a predicted model, not a curated record.